Messenger RNA from Eublepharis macularius, 1416 nucleotides. It is a transcript of the gene ARHGDIB, whose product is annotated as Rho GDP dissociation inhibitor beta. Gene Ontology annotation, molecular function: protein binding; Rho GDP-dissociation inhibitor activity. Gene Ontology annotation, biological process: Rho protein signal transduction. The transcript is spliced from 6 exons. Bases 279 to 881 code for a protein of 200 amino acids. NCBI's taxonomy places the organism in Eukaryota, Metazoa, Chordata, Lepidosauria, Squamata, Eublepharidae. Gene Ontology annotation, cellular component: membrane; cytoplasm; cytosol. The record is from RefSeq and is a predicted model, not a curated record.
AGAUGGCUACGGUUCACUAACAGAGAAUUCUAGCACUCUGCACCAAGUUACAGUUGCCAGGAUUACUUGUGGAAAGGCAUGACGUUUAAGCUGGUAAAAAAACGAGUACAUGGUUGUAUCCUGACUCAUUGUUAUUUCAUGUCAUUUCAUGUGGUUGAAAUGGACCCUGUAAUGGGAUGGCUGAGGGAAGACUUCAGAAACUCAGCUAAGAAUUUACCAGCCUCUCAGGCUUUGUACUUUGACUGGCUGGCAGCUUCCUCUUCUGAGGCCAGGGGACCAUGACUGAACAAGAACCAGAGGUGCAUUUGGAAGAAGAGGAUGACGAGCUUGACAGCAAACUGAACUAUAAGCCGCCACCUCAGAAGACGCUGCAGGAGCUGCAGGAGCUGGACAAGGAUGAUGAGAGCCUUACAAAGUACAAGAAGUCUCUUUUGGGGGAUGCGGCUGUAGUGGCAGACCCAACAGUCCCCAAUGUGACCGUCACUCGUCUUACACUGGUAUGUGACACUGCUCCAGGGCCAAUAACCAUGGAUCUCACUGGGGACCUUGAGGCACUCAAGAAACAGACCUUUGUGUUAAAGGAAGGUUCUGAAUACAGAGUCAAGAUCCAUUUCAAAGUAAAUAGGGAAAUAGUAUCAGGUUUGAAAUACGUGCAGCACACUUACCGGACCGGGGUGAAGGUGGACAAAGCUACAUUCAUGGUGGGCAGCUAUGGGCCACGGCCAGAGGAAUAUGAAUUCAUGACACCUCUCGAGGAGGCGCCCAAAGGCAUGGUAGCUCGAGGAACCUAUCGCAACAAGUCCUUCUUCACUGAUGACGACAAGCAUGACCAUCUCACCUGGGACUGGAACUUGUCCAUUAAGAAGGAGUGGACAGAAUGAGUUCCUCCUCCUUUUCUUCCCUUUGCUUCCUCCUGCCUUUGCGCUGUAUUAUUCCAGGUGUGCCUAUCCUUGGCACCUGCAUGCCACACUUAUUCCACCCAGCCCUUUUACUGUCGCAACAGAUUCUGUUAACACAGGCCUUUGGACAGACUCUGUCUCUCCUGCUGCUGCACUGAAAAUAACGCAAGGAAUUAAAACUAAGAUUGAACAUCCUCCUCGGGAUCUGUCCUUGAAGUGCCUUUAUAGGAAGACACGCCAACCCAACUACUGCUAUCAGGGCAAAUAGAUUGAAACCCCCCCCCCACUUCCACCCCCAUGUAAAGAUAUUUUACUGUUAGCCUUUCCCCCUCACAGUUUGCAUUUACUGGACACAUCUUUGCCCCUAGGUGGCUUAUAUUUUGAUUCAGCUACUUUAAGUGCAAUUCCCAAACCUGCAUUUGGAAAUCUUGCCUUGAAAGGUAACAGGAGACACAGUUCCUGGCCUGGCCUGUCACAAUUUCAGUGUCUUUGAAAAUAAAGCUGGUUUUGUUCUUUG